Messenger RNA from Diversispora eburnea, 1491 nucleotides. Lineage: Eukaryota; Fungi; Glomeromycota; Glomeromycetes; Diversisporales; Diversisporaceae. The record is from the annotation of a GenBank genome assembly.
AUGGCAACUAAAAUUUCACAAGAAUUAUUGGUUAUGAUAUUAAAUAAUGUUAAAUCAAUUCAUGAUUUAUAUUCAUCAUUAUUAGUUAAUAGAACCUGGUGUAAAAUUACUAUACCUAUACUUUGGGAAUUAGCUUUUGAUCAAGAAUUUAAUUGGAUGAAUUAUAAUAAGUGUAGGAGGAGAGCAUUGUGUGUUCGAACUUAUAUAUCAUGUAUGGAUAAUCAAUCUAGAACUUUACUUACUCAAAGUGGAUUUGAUUUAUCAUCAUCACCACCUCAAGUUACUUUUAAUUAUCCAUCAUUCACUCGUGAAUUUAGAAUUGAUAAUUUAGCUCAUUUUAUUUCCAUAUAUUCACAAAAAAUUAUUGGUUCAUAUCAAGAUAACUAUGAUAAUAAUAAUAACAAACACAUCAUAAUUGCCAAAUCAAGAAUAUUAUUUCUCGAGAUAUGUAAAUUAAUAAUAAAUCGUUGUACGUUUUUGGAUUCUUUUAAAAUGACGAAAGUUCCCAAAAUUUUUUUUGAAAAUUUUCUAAAUAGUGAUUUAAUUUGUUCAAUUUUCACGUUACCUGGUGCCGCAAAAGUAUUUAAGAAAUUUCGAACGUUUGUUUUAGAAACGAUAAAUGAUGAACCAAUCAGCCUAUUAUAUGAAUCAUUAGCAUUAAUUUGUAAUAAUAUUUUAAAUAUGGAUUUAGAAUUUAGGUCAGAUUCUCAAAUGGAAGUUUUAGGAAAACUUAUUUGUGUUCAAAAACGACUAGAAAAUUUAUCAAUUAUUGGCGUUAGUUAUUUAAAUUUUAAUUUAUUAUUAUGGAAUAUCAUUAGUCAAAAAGAAAUAUUAAAGAGUCUUCGUUUAAAAUCAGUAAGUUUCUAUAAUUUCAAGGGUAAAUUACCAAUUGGACAAUUUACUUCACUUCAAGAACUUUAUAUUGAAAAUUGUCAUGAAUUGUAUAGCUCGGAAUGUCUAUCCUUGGCUUCAUCAUUUACUCAAUUAAGUAGUUUUCAUUUUUUUUAUCAGUGUAAUAAGCUUCCUCAAAAAUUUAUUAUAAAAAUUCUCGAAACGGCCAAUACAAAUUUAAAAAAUAUUUAUCUAGAUUGUCUCACAAUUCCAUCUGAUACAUUUUCAGCAAUUUUAAUUUAUUGUACUAAGAUUACCGAAUUAACUUUACUAGAUUUAAGUCUUGAACAAGUAAUAGCAAUAUUUAAUAAUAAUUUUAAUGAAUUAAAAAGAUUUUCAUUUCAUUGUGGGAUAGGAUUGGAUGCUAAUGAAUUAUUACGUAAAAUGGUUGAAAGUGUACCAGAAUCACUUGAAAUUAUUGAAAUUAGAAUGGGGAUAUUUAAUGCUGACAGUUUAAGAAAAUUUUUUAAAGGUUGGUGUAGUAAAGAAGGAGGAAGAAAUAAAAAGAUGAUUGUAAAUCGUCAAGAACAACUAUUUACAUUAAGUAAUGAACAUUUUAAAGUUAUUGAAGAAUAUGGGGUUCAAUUUAAUAUAAAAUAA